Cornus florida is the source of this 1146-nucleotide messenger RNA. Its product is annotated as NAC transcription factor 32-like. The transcript is spliced from 3 exons. The record is from RefSeq and is a predicted model, not a curated record. Lineage: Eukaryota; Viridiplantae; Streptophyta; Magnoliopsida; Cornales; Cornaceae. Gene Ontology annotation, biological process: regulation of DNA-templated transcription. Gene Ontology annotation, molecular function: DNA binding. Bases 1 to 1146 code for a protein of 381 amino acids.
AUGGAGAACCAAGUGAUCAGACAAAGUGGCAGUCCAAGAAGUCAACCGCAACUAUUAAACAGUACUGCAAGAAGUCAACAAGAACAACGUCCUAAUUCAUUUUUGAUCAACAAGGACAUUAAUGGUGGUGAUGAUGAACAUGGUGGUGAUUUAGAUUCUUUUCCACCUGGUUAUCGUUUUCGGCCUUAUGAUGAAGAGCUGGUCGAAUAUUACUUGAGAAGAAAAGUGAAGAACCUAAUCUUACCGCCCAACAGGAUCCACGAAGUCGAUUUCUACAGAUACACUCCGGAUGAACUUGCAGUGAAUUACCAAGCUCAAGGAGAAAAGGAAUGGUAUUUUUUCACACAAAGAGACAGAAAGUAUCCAAAUGGAAAAAGACCAAAUAGGACUGCAGGGAAUGGAUUCUGGAGGGCAACAUCUGCUGAUAAGGUUGUCAAGUUUAAUGGCCGCAAAAUUGGAAAUAGGAAGGCAUUGGCAUUCUACCAAGGAAAUGCUCAAAACAAAAACAAAACAUCGUGGCUUAUGCAAGAAUUUACAUUAUAUAGUCCUUCCACUACUCAAAGGGAACAAAAUAACUCAAGGCUUGAUGAAUGGGUUUUAUGCAAGAUUUACAAGAAGGAAAAAGACAGAAAUCGAAAUCACGACAAUAUUGAACAACCAAUCAUGAGAGCAACAUCUGAAGAAACUGAGUCUGAGCCCACUGAAAUGGACACGGAUCAUUACAGUGGAAUAAAUGAAGACAUUGAACAACCCAUGAUCAUAAGCUCAGCUGGAAACAACUCCACUGCAUUGACAUCUGAAGAAACAGUUACUGAAAUGGAUAAUAUGGCAAAUUUCAACACCUAUGGUACUUGUGCAUUUGGUUUUGAUCAGCCUCUCCAAACCACACAAUUUCUUGAUUCUCUUAGCUUUGAUCAGUUCAACAAUCACCAAAGUUAUUAUGCAGAGCUUCUCGAAAAUUGUUUUGAUCAGCCUCUCCAAACCACACAAGUUCUUGAUUCUGUUAGCUUUGAUCAGUUCAACAAUCCCCAAAGUAAUUUUGCAGAGCUUCUCCAAAGUUGUCUGGAUCACGGACUUACGGAGGAUUUGUCAUCACUAUUGGAGGAUCCUUGCCUUGAGCCAUCUCUUCAUGAUGUAUUUCCUUGA